UGAGGUGUCAGAACAUUUAGCUAAUCUCAAGAAAUGCUAACCGUGAAUGGGUUUCCGGUAAUUUGCUUCGCUAUCUGUCCGCUGUUCAUUGAAAGGUACAACAAGGAGAGAAGCGAGGAUGGACGACUUCAUAUUGGAACGUGUCCCAUACACGGAACUGCACUUGUUACCCGGAGCUGCUCCUCCUCUGCACCGCUCACUCCGUGACAGAAGCAGGCAGAGAUGUUUUCUGCUGUCCGGUCCUAUCUUCUACCAAUUAUCAAACUGUACCUGCUUGGUUUCAAGGUUCUGUUGGUGCAGCUGUUCAGCAGACCUUUCAGGUUGCCAGUGAUGCCCAGACAAGAUGGCAAGGUUGCCAUAGUGACAGGAGGAGGCAGGGGAAUCGGCUUUGAGGUAGUCCGCCACAUGGCAAGACUGGGGGCACACGUUAUCAUAGGCUAUGCUGUCAGUCAGUGUGCGGGCUGGAGAUUGGUGAAGCAGAGAGGGGAGGGCUGCCCCGCUGGGUACUGUGGUAGGGAUGAGCAGGAGGGUCUGGCAGCCGUCAGAAGGAUCUGUGAAGAGUACAAAGAGGCCAAAGUGGAGUUCACCAAACUGGACCUAGCCUCUCUGCAGUCUGUUCGUCAGUUUGUGCAGAGCUUCACGGAGCGGGACCUGCCGUUAAACAUUCUGGUCAAUAAUGCGGGUGUCAUGCUGGUUCCUGAGGGCCGUACUGAGGAUGGAUUUGAGCAGCACUUUGGCAUAAACUACUUAGGCCACUUCCUGUUAACCUGCCUGCUCCUGGACACACUGAAGGAUUCUGGGAAGUGUGGUCACUUCUCACGUGUGGUCAACGUCUCCUCCUCUGCCCAUCGCAUCGGCAAGAUCAGACUUAACGAUUUAAAUAGCUGCCAGUGUUAUUCAGCCCAUGCUGCUUAUUGUCGCAGUAAGCUGGCCCAGCUGUUAUUUAGUUCCCACCUCCACCAGGAGCUGCAGCGUGGAGGCUUCCCACUGAGUUCAUGUGCUGUGGAUCCUGGCAUGGUGGAUACUGCUCUCUAUCGCCACCUCUGGACGCCCCUCUGCCUGGCACAGAGCGCCAUUGCUCGCCUGCUCUUCAAGACUCCUGCAGAGGGCGCUGCCACUGUUGUGUACGCCGCUCUGUCACCGGCCCUGGAGGGAGAGUGUGGUGGAGGCUACUGGGCCAAUGGGUGUAGGGAGAUGACAACACCACCCACCUUUGACCCCCAGCUGCAGCUGAGCCUAUGGGAAACCAGCGUUCAGUUGCUGGGCCUGCAGUAGCAUGGGACGAAAAGACGACUAACUGGACUACACCUCGAUGAAAGCAUCAGAUAAAGACCCUUAACUCGGGCCAACCAGCCACCUUCUCCUUCUCCCUUUUUAUCUCAGUGUUUUUGUUUUUUUUUUCCCCACUCAUACCUCACAUCGAGGUGUUUGUAGCCAUUUAUGUUGACAAUCUCACAAUCCACCGCUGAACUGUGAUGGUUAUUAAGGGAGUGAAGAGCUCGUAUUUGUGCCAGACCCGCCAAAGAAGGGCUACAGGGCAUGGAUUUUUUUUUUUUUCGCUAUGAGCAAGCAAACACAUACAAACACUAUCGAUAUAUGAUUUUGCUGUCGUAGAGACUGGGCAGCUGCUAACAUUUAGUUAUGAACAGAUAUCAGUCGUCAUCCAUCUCUGAUAUGGUAAAGUUCAUUCCCUGAUCAUAACAAACCUGAUGUCCGGCCAGAGAAAUCAUUCCAUGGUGUCACAUUCAAAAACCCGCAAUGACACCUGCCUCACUCUGCCUUAAUGUCAUUAGUCUUGCUUGCAGUGAAAACGUUCACUGUCCCUCAGUGAGCUAAAUGCUGCUUUAGAGGCUUUUUCAUCCCGACAAUAAAAGUCUCAGCAGACAUUAAGAUGCUUUUUGGACAUAAUAACAUGUCAGUUCAAAAGCUGAGUUUUGGCGUCGUACACUGGCUUCAGGAUGACAUAUCGGUCAAGCCCUAGUACACACACACACACACACACGAACACACACGCAUUCAGGCACCGUAACAAUGACUUGAUUUUUCAAGUCUGAACCCACCUUGCUGUGGCAAGGGAAUGUGAUGUCAUCAGUUGGCUUUUACAAAUCACGAUAUAACAGAUCAUCUCGCAGUACUGCACCUUAUUUUCGGGUUCAUUCUUGUGCUUUUACUGGUCGCUACUGAAUCCUCAUCCUAACUGCUGGUAGGUGUAUAAUAAGCUGUGUUUUAGGUGAAUUCCACUGUUCUUAUGAAGAUGCUGGGAAAACACGAUCAACGUCUCUUUCCUUUCUCUCUUUCCAUGGCUCAGCAAUCCAACAAAAGACGUUCCUUCGGACUGAUCAGGGGAUUUGGGACAAGACACUGAAUAAAAGGGAGAGAUCCCAUGUAAAAGUAGGCCUAAAUUUGGAAUAAUUUCCCCCUAUAGACCUGAGAGUGAUGAGACAGUCGGUUUUGUUGUGGGGAAGAAGACAUUUUGUGAAGUCAGGAUUUCCAGACGUUUGUGUUUGCUUUUUUCUGCUCAGAAACAAAAAGGGAUUGAUGGGGAACCAACACACUGUCCCCAUUUUCCUUUGUGAUCUGUGUUAAUCGGUUUUACUGUGUCUGUGAUACAUGUGUGUGUUUUAAUGAUCAUGAGUUGAGAAUUCACUCAUGCUCUAGACCCCAUUCAUUUCGAUGGAUAGCACAACAAUGGCCACUGGAAAACAAGGGAGAGGGAAAGCACUUUUUUUUUUCUCAGUAUUUAAACUGUGAUUGGUUCCUCAUUGCUGCUGUUGCUGCUUCCUCAUUUGGCGCCACUCCCAGUGCAUUGUGGGAUUGAGAUUUCCCAGUGGUGAGAAUCAAACUCCAUCUGCUGAGCUGACACACACACUCGCUUGGAAACAUUGGAAGCCGUACAUCCAGGCACAGGCUUAUCUAAACAAGCACACAGCAAACAAACACAUCUGUUACUCAUGCAGGAAAACACUCACGCACACAAACACACACACACGCACAUUGCGCCAUAAUGCCAUCUCCACUGUGAUAAACCAUUUUAGCUGUGAAGAUGAAAAGUUUGAUCUCAAAUUAACAAGUUUUGGCUAAAAUAAAUCUUGCCCCACAUGCCAUCUCAUUGCUGUACGUGUAUAUUGUUGCUUUGAAUACUGCCACUGAGCAUCCAGCAAUCGUUACCGUAUGUGAAGCAAUAGUAUCACUGUGGUAGCUAAUUCAGCCAGUAGCACAGAGCCAGACAUUCAGAACAGGAGCCCAAGAGAGUGAAAGUGUAUAAAUGAAAAAUAUACCAGCUUCAAGUUACCCAUAAUAUCAGGAAUUCAAAAUUUCGCCGUCUACAUUUGUGAAAAAGUUUCUAGAAGAUGUUUUUAAUGUGCAAUGUUUUAAAUGGUUCAUUUAAAGUUGUAUUGUUUUUCACGCAGUUUGAAGAUGUGUCAGGGGCCGAAUCCUCCGAAGGAUGCAGCCCUGUGAAGGUCAGGUUGAACCUGCUCCUCCCCGCCAAAUGAGAUGCCAGUCUAGGCUUACAGAGAUAAAAACUAAUGAUGCAUUCAGGCGCUCAUCGUCAACUCAGUCAUAGGAUUUUGCCAUCAAACAGCCAAUGAAGUUUCCAGUAAGAGCUGUGAUGUUAAACACCACGUGGCCCAGGUUGAAGGUAGAUAUAUACGUAUGACUUCCAUUUAUUUGUAAUGCCCUGUGAUCAACACGUCCAUGCUGCAAAUAGUGGAGUUCAUGCCUUCCAUUAUUUACAACCUCUUGUCGGUGUAGUCCAUGUGAAAUGAUUACCGGUGAUGAAGUACCUGGUCAAUGUGACGUGAUCGCGUGAAUUUACGAGUUUGACAACGAUUGCCUGAAUGCUUCAUUGAGCAGUCAAUCAGCGCACAAUGGAUUUAGGGAUCUUAAGGGGCCAGCUGUUAAAUAAAAAAGGAGUGGCAGUGUUUCUUGGCCUUUUGUGAAGGAGCCUUUGAAAUGUGACAGGCCUUGUUAGCUCAUUAUGAUGAAAUACAGAGUCUGGAUGGUCCGUCUUUAAAAAAUGCUGCGUUCAUGUCAUAAGGGAUGGAUCGUAGAGAUAGAAGAGAUUCCCAUGCUCACAACUUGUGUGUGUUAGUCCUGCAAGUCAGUGACUGGAUUAGUUGAAUAUUGAUUGAACAUUCACAAGGUGGAAGCUGAUAAUUA
Messenger RNA from Epinephelus fuscoguttatus (brown-marbled grouper), 4161 nucleotides. RefSeq names its product dehydrogenase/reductase SDR family member on chromosome X-like. The coding region runs from base 223 to 1275 and encodes 350 amino acids. The transcript has 8 exons. NCBI's taxonomy places the organism in Eukaryota, Metazoa, Chordata, Actinopteri, Perciformes, Serranidae. The record is from RefSeq and is a predicted model, not a curated record.